AUGGACUGUAAGGCUUCAAUUGAGAAGGAAGACUCUAUUUCAUGUUACACCUUCAAUACAUCUACAUUGGUUGCUGUAUCAUCAGCCCAGUGCCUACAGAAGCAAUACAUUAGGCUCUUCAAACGGGUUUCAUCAGGAACCAUUGAGACUUUGGUGUCUCAAUCGGUGCCAUCCGCAACUCGCAAGUUUGCCUCACAAUAUGGCAGGGCUGCUGCGCCCUGCGCGUUUCAUAUCCUCAUCGUCUUGCAUGAGAAGAGGUCAAAAACACGGCCUGAGCCCACGCCCACCACAAGGGAUCGCUGGGCAGCAUCCAUCCACAACCCCCCGCACCAUUGGGGCGCAUGGACCGCUCGUCACGGCGGGAUGGAGGCGUUCAUGUAUCUGCCCCUUCGCAUAGGGGGCUUAGUAGAUCAGGUUGUUGGGGAGUUUGCCCUCCAUGUCCAACAACAAAUGGACCAUGUGUUUGUGUUGAUGAGGGCGGUAACCUUCUUCAACAAGCUUGAGGACCCGACCUCGGCCCUUCCCCCGCUCAUCCAGCAUCAAAUUCUAUACAUGUCGCGAGCUCACAACAACCUUGUUGUGCUGGAGAUCCAGGACGAGGACCGGGAGGACCUGAGGGUGUGGCAGGAGUGUGACAUAUGGGCAGCACAUUGCCAGCCCUAA
Molecule: messenger RNA, 663 nt
Organism: Rhodofomes roseus
Lineage: Eukaryota; Fungi; Basidiomycota; Agaricomycetes; Polyporales; Fomitopsidaceae
Exons: 4
Coding region: 1-663 (220 amino acids)
Source: RefSeq, a predicted model, not a curated record